UGCGUGUACUAAUGACGCUUAGGCGGAGAGAAACAAAGACUGGUUGCCUCCCGGACGUUUAUGCGUAUGCUGUCUGAGGACAUCAAGUUUGUGAUAGUCGACGAGCCGAGCUCCGCUCUUGACCCAGGAGGCGAAUACGAACUAUUCAAGCAGCUCAGGGAGGCGCGCAAAGGAAGAACCAUGAUAUUCGUCACACACCGUUUUGCGCAUCUCACCAAGUUUGCGGAUCUCAUCUUGUGUAUGAAGGGAGGAAGUGUGAUUGAGAUGGGAACGCACCAGGAACUGUUGAAGCAUCAGGGAGAAUAUGCACAUCUAUAUAACGUCCAAGCGCAAGCUUUUACUUGAGACUUACCGAACCAACAAGGAUGGCCCUCAUAGAAUUCAAGCUAUUAGUAUACGCCGGAAAAUGGGAUUAUGCUAGGUAACAAUGAUAGUCACUUCCGUACAGUGCAAAAUAGAUUAUAAAACCUGUACUUAUAUCGCAUAGAACA
Molecule: messenger RNA, 491 nt
Organism: Suillus fuscotomentosus
Lineage: Eukaryota; Fungi; Basidiomycota; Agaricomycetes; Boletales; Suillaceae
Product: P-loop containing nucleoside triphosphate hydrolase protein
Exons: 3
Coding region: 61-345 (94 amino acids)
Molecular function (GO): ABC-type oligopeptide transporter activity
Source: RefSeq, a predicted model, not a curated record